CUGGAAGUUUCCAUGUACGACCAAGUGUUCAACCAGACCGGGAGCUACGACAUGAGGCUGCACCGAGAUGACAGGAAACACCAUAAAGGGACAGGGCUGGACAUAAAUGAGGAGGAGAAGUUGCGGAUCGUCCCGGUGCGCUCCUCUGCAGAGUACGGCCGUCGCCCUGUUCCCGCCCUCUACCAACCGGGCCGGCAGCACUCUCGUGUCGCUUGCACAAAAGCCGAAUUUUUCAUGAAAAACGGGAUCACCUGGAAUGUGGCACAGGCAUACGGAUCAGUGGUCCCUAUUUGAAAGUAUCAUAAAAUAAGAUGAAAGUGAAAAUAAUAAACCAGUGUUGCAGCCUGUAGAUUUCAGUUGAAUUGAUGAAAAUAAGAAUCGAGCAAACUUUAAUUAGGUUACAUUUCAUUCUGAUACAUUCAUUAUGGUUAUGAGCAGUAAAAUGGUUAUUUAAAUUGACAUUUUCCGUCAAAAUACGAGAAGAUAUUAAGAAAGUGACAUUUCCUAGGAAGCUCAAGCUAUGUUCUUGUUUGAAGCUAAAAUUGCUCCAUCAGUACCAGUGUUAUUUAAGGUUAAGGUGGCACACAUCCAAAAUGUCUUCCAGUUAUUGCAUCUCGACAUUGCACCAUAUUAAAGAUCAGUCUGUUCAGAUUUCUGCCUUCAGUAUAAUUACGGCUUUUAUAUAAGACAUGAUGAAAGGUAUAUUGUGGAUUUUUACAGACAGGAUUUCUCUCUUUGUACUUACAGAGGGAAAAAAGUUAUCCACACAAAAUGUACAAGUUACAAAGUUUUUGGUCACCCUUUCUUUAUGUAAAAACACAUCUUAAUCCACAUCAAUAACCUCUUUGAUUUGAAAGAUUCCUUUUUAUAAAUACUAAACCUGUCCAACUAAGACCAACCUCUUACAUAAUGUUUUUUUUUUUAACAUUUGACAUCUCUUAAAUUCUUCUUCCUUUGUACUCUGGUAGAAAUAGAGCAUGUAUUCUUAGAAAGGACACAGUAUUUGAAUCUGUUUCUUUGUUAGAACAGCAGCGUUUAUUUAAGGGGUGAGUAAAUUGGAAAUGUUGUUGCAUGAAGUGGACAAAACACUUUCUAAAACAAUGGUUUCACACCUCGAUUAGAGAUUCAUCCUGAGAGAUGUCUGCUGUAAAAGUAGCUCAUUACAUCACAGUCCAUUUCAGUUGGACAGUCUUUAUCAUAAUUACUGUUCUAACUUACAGAACAUAUCUGAUGAUAGUGUUCAUACUAAAAAAUACAAAGUGUUAUUGAUUAUUUGCAUUUGUAAACCAGAGGGUAUUUUAAUAAAUGAGAUAUUUACAUUUACACUAAUAUAGUAUCAUGUUCAAUUUAAAGGAAAACAUUGACAUUUGGAGAAAUAAGCAUCUUUAAUAAUAGAUGAUCUUUCCAUUGUUAUAGAUUUCCUUUGUAUUUCCGCCAAAAUGGCUUCUAUUGCUUUAAAAAUAGAUCCUAUGCUAUUAAAGAAACUGUUGUUCACGUAGACUAUAACAUGAUUGUCUGAUAUAAUAGAUGCUAGUAUAGUAGCUACUGUUAAAGUAGGGUCCUAAAACCCGGAAGUAAGCUUCUUCCGGUUCC
This is a messenger RNA of Notothenia coriiceps (black rockcod), 1593 nucleotides long. It is a transcript of the gene cfap90, whose product is annotated as cilia and flagella associated protein 90. The transcript has 2 exons. NCBI's taxonomy places the organism in Eukaryota, Metazoa, Chordata, Actinopteri, Perciformes, Nototheniidae. The record is from RefSeq and is a predicted model, not a curated record. The coding region runs from base 13 to 294 and encodes 93 amino acids.